CCUUAAUACCAUUUACGCCAAUCAGAAAAAAGAACUCUACCGGGUGGCCCGAUUUGCCCUUUUCUCAUUGGCUAAUGCAACAAAAGAUUAUUGUAUUAAAUUUUAUUGCCGUAUUUACUUUACUUAGAUAUUUACUUAUGGCACUUUAAUAUUUUCGCAAGAUAACGCAUAAUAAGAACUCGCCAAAAGAGCAUCACUGACGUUAAGAAAAAAAUAGAAAAAUAACGUGUUUUUGAAAAAGGAAAUGUUUAACUAAAGUGAUAUUUUUAACUUUAAAUUUUCUAUUUGAAUACAAGGACAAACUUUGAUUAUAUUUUUUACAGAUCAUUUUGGGAAUUUAUUCCUAAAGUCAGGAUGCCAAAGGCAUUUCUAAUGACUGGAAAUCGUCACGAUGACCAUCACAUGGAAGAGGAAGAGGAAGGUUCGGACACGUCGUUCCGAGAUGACCGAAGUUCUCCGAACGUUCAGCACAAUGACGACAGCGAUGAUAGCUCAAUAAACCACCCGGCAUCAUUUAGACCAUCCCCUGAAUCUGCAUUCAGCAAAAUAGGCAAGCAAGAAUUUGGCACCGGAGGCCUCAAAUCUCCGUUCCUUUCAGGCUCAGCAUCAACAGGAAUGCCCGGAUUUUAUCCUGGAUUUUUCCCGAACUUUUAUUCUAGUCACUACCUGCCGAAAAGUCCGAAUCGGGACCAUCUUCGUCACCCAGCCAUACUUUCCCGUCACCGUUCCAGUUCCCUGAGAAAACUUCACCGGAUUCUGAUUCAAAGAAAGACCUUGACCAUUUUGAUAAAAGCAUGUUUUACUACGUUGACCCGAGAAUUCCGUUCACAAACUACUUCUUAAAUUUGACGAAACUUCUAAAUAGCAGUAGUAAAGAAUGUACAGCGACUACACCACUCGGGAAAAUGGCGGGAGAAGAUAGCCAAGCAGACGACAGGGAGCCUCCCAUAACGCCCGACUCAUCCAAAUCUUUUUCCGGUAAAUCACGCACCGAAACAAUUAGCUCCCCGGAAAGUGAACAUUCUAGUGCUGAAAAUGACGAAACUCCCGACAGGAAAGAACUUAAAGUUGACAUUGUUCCCGACCGGCUAAAUAUACCAAAUCUGACUGAUCCACGUUUCGUGAACCCGUUUGGUACUGGUUUGUUGCAGCCUACGCAUGCGGGAGCUAUGCUUCCGGUCCCCGGCGCAGGUCUUUUCCACCCGGCACUGAUGCAUUUACCGGGCUCUGCAUACAGACGAUACAAUCCCGAGAAGCCACCACCCGUGAAGAAAUACAAAUGUGACGUAUGUGGGAAGGCUUUUUCCAGGAGUAACACAUUGGUCACACAUAAGCGAAUCCAUACUGGUGACAAACCGUUCAAGUGUGAAAUUUGUUCACGUGCUUUCCGGCAACCGGGCAAUCUUACACGUCAUCGACUUACCCACACUACGGUCAAACCAUACGUGUGUCCCACGUGCAAUAAGGCCUUUAACAGAGCUUCAAACCUACACACACAUAUGCGAACUCACACGUCGUUUAAAGCCUACGUCUGCCCGUAUUGUGGUAAAGGGUUCCAUCAGAAGAUUGACAUGAAAAUUCACUGCUACACACAUACUGCGCAUGCGUCAAGAUCCGAACCCUCUGCCUUGUAGACGAGAGGUGCAAUAUGGGAAAUGUUUCUAGUCAAUAUAACAGAAUAUGUUAAACGUUCGACAACUCUUACUUGAAUGAUCGAAUGAUCAAAUUGGUGAAGCAGUUCUAGUGCUUGUUGGCCGCGUGAUUUAGUUAUUUUUUGUCAGUAUUUAUCUACUGCUAAACCAUUUGAUUUAUCUUCUUGGUCACGUGUAAGCUGCGUUUACGCACGUGAUUUAUAUGUAAUUAGGUCACGUGAUUUGUUUGUUAACUUUUCACGUGGUUAUGUCUGACUUUAUGCGAUAUGAUCUAUCUUCUUUAUUGCCACGUGAUUAAUGUGUAACAGUUCACGUGAUUAAGCUGAUUCCUGUGACAGAAAGAAAUAGAUUGUGUGGCAGUUUAGCUUAUUAGUGCUUGGAUUGUGAGAAAAAAAAACGAAUAACAAAAACAACACUGCAGGCUACAUGUAUAUGUAUUUUACACACAUCGAUAUAGAAAUCAUAGUUAUGUGAAUUUGUCUAAAGUAAUGCAAUACUUAAAUAUGCAUGACACGUAAGACUGUGUUUAUACAUGUACAUUGUAUUACAUAAACUUAUAAUUCCAAUUUUUUUCAUCUUAGAUUCACUUUACAUAUAAUUGUUUCAGUUAUAGUUUAAAUUUACAUUGUCAAUCAAGUGAUAUUAGUAUCAUAUUUUAAUAAAAAAAAAACCUCUGCACAGCGGCCCACUUUGGGAGAGAAAUAUUUCGAUUGUUGAGGGGAGGUUUUGUUUUAGAGUGGUUAAAGUGAUCAUUUUGAAGAUUUCAUUGUAAAACUCUUUUGUUGAAACGGAGUUUCUGUAUUGUUUAUUUAAAUGAUAAAUUCAACUAGUGAUAACAAUGUUAAUGUUAUAUUUAUUUUAAGUAUU
Ruditapes philippinarum (Manila clam) is the source of this 2519-nucleotide messenger RNA. Its product is annotated as zinc finger protein 768-like. Gene Ontology annotation, cellular component: nucleus. Lineage: Eukaryota; Metazoa; Mollusca; Bivalvia; Venerida; Veneridae. The transcript is spliced from 5 exons. Bases 795 to 1634 code for a protein of 279 amino acids. The record is from RefSeq and is a predicted model, not a curated record.